UAGGCUUUGUCAAAUUACUCGUUCCGGUGACGUAGCAGUAGAAGAAGUGAUUUUCUAUAGAGCGACGUGUCCUAGUUCACAGAAGCCUCAGACGGGAAAGGAUCACUCGGGGACGAUAUCCACAUAACAACAGCCAUGGACCAGGUGAUGCAGUUUGUUGAGCCCAGCCGACAGUUCGUCAAAGACUCUAUCAGGCUUGUCAAAAGAUGCACAAAACCAGACAGAAAAGAAUUCCAGAAGAUUGCCAUGGCAACAGCAAUCGGCUUUGCAAUUAUGGGAUUUAUUGGUUUCUUUGUAAAAUUAAUCCAUAUUCCCAUUAACAACAUCAUUGUGGGUAGCUAAAGGUUUUCCUGGCUCAGAUGACUACAUCGGCAUUGUACUAAAGGAUAAACACAACUUCUUUUUUUUUUUUUUUUUUUUAAUGUAUAUGUUUUUAAUUUGGCCUUAUUCGUCCAAUAAAACCAAUUUUGUUUCUUUUCGUA
Molecule: messenger RNA, 482 nt
Organism: Bombina bombina (fire-bellied toad)
Lineage: Eukaryota; Metazoa; Chordata; Amphibia; Anura; Bombinatoridae
Gene: SEC61G
Product: SEC61 translocon subunit gamma
Exons: 4
Coding region: 136-342 (68 amino acids)
Biological process (GO): protein targeting; post-translational protein targeting to membrane, translocation
Cellular component (GO): Ssh1 translocon complex; membrane
Molecular function (GO): transmembrane protein transporter activity
Source: RefSeq, a predicted model, not a curated record